CCCGUCAUUAAGUUGUUCAUGGACAAUUGGGUGCGUGACUUUGGACUGCCAAAGACUAUUGUUAGUGAUAGAGAUGUGCGUUUCACAAGUGAGAUGUGGAAGAAGGCCGUUGAACAGAUGGGCAGCCAGCUUCAUAUGACUUCUGGGAAUCGUCCCGAAGCAAAUGGGCAGACUGAACAGAUGAACCGUGUGGUGCAGCAUCUGCUGAGGCAUUACAUCAAGCCCAACCAGGAUGACUGGGAUGAGAAAUUUCCUCUCAUUGCCAGCCUGUACAACAAUGCUGUACACAACACCACCAACGUUAGUCCUAAUCAGUUGCAUCUGGGAUGGAAGCUUAGAUCUGUUCUAAACUUCCUCCUGCCUGAAAACCGAACUGCUGCAGCUCCCGGAACCAUUGAAUUUGGUGUCCAGUAUGAGAAAUUGUUGCAGCGGACUGUCGAACACAUCAAGAAAUCUCAGGAAGCUAUGAUUGCUUAUGAGAACAAACAUCGUCGGCAGUCCACAUUUCAGGUAGGGGAACGUGUCUGGGUCAAGGCUAGUGAGUUGGGACAUGAGUUUGGCAUCUCUAGGAAACUAAUGCCUCGGUAUUUCGGUCCCUGCGAAGUCUUAGACAUUGUGGGGAAUGAUCUGGAUGGUCCCUCGUACGUCAUUCGUAUCCCUGGUCACCUACGCACUUACCUUGCUUUUCACGCCUCCAAGCUUGCACCUUUCGUUGAGACAGCAAAGUUCCCAUCACAGAGAUCUAUGCUGCCCCCAACCAUGGAUGGCCAUGUCGACGUCGACGACAUCCUGGAUCACAGAGAUACGCCUGUUCCCAAGUCACCUGGCAGGGGAAGACCUCCUAAACCCGCAAGGGAAUACAAACAGGGCUCAUCUGUGGACAUGGUCGAUCGUGAUGGCGGUGAUGAUGGUGGAGGUCUCCUCCUUAACUUGGAGAAGCUGGAGACGAAGGAUGGUGGAGAUCUGACGGCGCUCGUACUCUAUCACUAUCCGUGCUCCGAUGGUGUGUCUGGUGCUUUGGCUGCCCAUCUUUAUCAUAAAGCAAUAGGAGCAAAAACGAUCUUCUUUCCUCAUCCUGUGUAUCUCCCUCCGAUGUGGAGCGACCUUCUCCCUCUCCUCGACGAUGCCGAUAUCAUCUACUUGAUCGACUUCUCGGGACCGCGCGGAUUCGCGUUAGCCUUGGCCCAAAAGGCGGCACCCAAAGCGGUUGUCAUUCUGGACCACCACAAGAGCGCCGCUGAGGAGCUCCUGCGACCAGGCAGAGAUCCGAUCAGCGACAAUCUUUUCCCUCUCAUCGACAUGAAUCGAAGUGGGGCUACCAUGGCCUACGAUUACUUCUUGAAGAAGUUAUUAAACAGGACCCACUGUGGAGUCGAUCGAAAUGAGGACACUGAGGGUACCGGGAAAGGAGAGGGAUACGGAAGCCAGGCGCAGUCUUCGGAUUGUGGCAUGUCGGAGUUGUUGGGGUCCAAGUCUGGUGUGGGGAUGAAGGAUAGAAGUGCAAUGCAGCAGAUGGUGGACAUGAAGCCGUUCUUUGCGUAUAUUGAAGAUGCUGAUCUCUGGAGAUGGAAGCUUCCAGCGAGCAAGGCUUUCAGUGCCGGGCUUAGGGACCUAGACUUAGAGUACGAUGCCCGGUCAAACCCCAAGAUUUUUGACCAGCUGUUAUCACUCGAUUUCACAGAGUUGACUAAAAGCGGUCAGUCCGUGCUUGCUGAGAGAGAAGUCAUUCUAGGAGUUUUGGUUAACGAUGCGUUCGAGAUUGAGAUUAGGACCGAUAAUGAAGGGGGAGGGGACUCAGAAGAAGAGGGACGAGUAGGUGGAGGAGUAAGGGUGUUAGGGAGAUUACUUGCGUCCCGUGCCGAUGGGAACGCGCAUUUGCGUAGUGAACUAGGGAAUCGCCUUGCAAUGAAAGCCAAGGACCGUGGAUUACGAGCGAUGGGGGCAGUGGUCUAUGCUGAACCACAGAUGAAGGAUGAGAGCAAGUUUAAGGUCAGCCUCAGGAGUUCUACAGCUGACGAGGACACGACAGAGAUAUCUCAGGAAUUUGGGGGUGGAGGCCAUGUCAAAGCAAGCUCUUUUAUUGUUGAUAGGGCUUUGUUUGACUCAUGGAGAGUGUUUUGAUGGUUUUUUGACCUUUUUUUUACCCCCCCCCCCCCCCCUCUUUUUCCCCCUUUUUCAACCCUUUUCCCCCCUUUUUUGACCUUUCUUGACCCUUUUUUUUAAUACCUUUCUGGACCCUUUUUUUUUUAACCUUUCUUGACCUUUUUUUGACCUUUUUUGACCUUUUUUUGACCUUUUUUUGACUUUUUUUGACCUCUUUUCGACCUCUUUUUGACCUCUUUUGACCUCUUUUUGACCUUUUUGAACCUUUUUUUACCUUUUCUUGACCUUUUCUUGACCUUUUUUAACCUCUUUUUGACUUUUUUGGACCUUUUUGGAUUUUGACCAUUUAGCAACAUCACAUCCUUUGCAGGCUCAAAGAUAUAUCAACCCCUGAAGUUGGUGGAGAGAGUCUUGUUUUCCCUCGUAUCCAUUCAAUUGCGCUCCAUGUCACCAUCCUUCAUGUAGUUGAUUUUCACAUUAAUGCUCUGUUACUGC
Molecule: messenger RNA, 2598 nt
Organism: Chara braunii
Lineage: Eukaryota; Viridiplantae; Streptophyta; Charophyceae; Charales; Characeae
Source: the annotation of a GenBank genome assembly